Gracilinanus agilis (Agile Gracile Mouse Opossum) is the source of this 1233-nucleotide messenger RNA. Its product is annotated as interstitial collagenase-like. The record is from RefSeq and is a predicted model, not a curated record. The transcript is spliced from 9 exons. Gene Ontology annotation, molecular function: zinc ion binding; metalloendopeptidase activity. NCBI's taxonomy places the organism in Eukaryota, Metazoa, Chordata, Mammalia, Didelphimorphia, Didelphidae. Gene Ontology annotation, cellular component: extracellular matrix. The coding region runs from base 16 to 1233 and encodes 405 amino acids. Gene Ontology annotation, biological process: collagen catabolic process; proteolysis; extracellular matrix organization.
GAAAAACUCAAGGAAAUGCAGGAAUUCUUUGGGUUGAAAGUUACUGGGAAGCCAGAUGCUGAAACUCUAAAGAUAAUGAAAAGGCCCAGAUGUGGAGUCCCUGAUGUGUCUUCAUUUACAAUCACUGAAGGAAAUCCUAAAUGGAACAAGAAAAACCUUACUUACAGCAUUGAAAACUACACACCAGAUUUAGCAUGGGAGGAUGUGGAUGAUGCUGUCAGGAAAGCGUUUAAAGUCUGGAGUGAUGUCUCCCCCUUAACAUUCACUAAGAUCACGAAGGGUGAAGCAGACAUAAAGAUCUCUUUUAAUUAUGGAGAUCAUUAUGAUAAUUCUCCCUUUGAUGGUCCCAAUGGAAUCCUUGCUCAUGCCUUCCAACCAGGUCCAGGAAUUGGAGGCGAUGCUCAUUUUGAUGAAGAAGAAAAAUGGACAAAAGACCACACAAAUUACAACUUGUACCAUGUUGCUGCUCAUGAAUUUGGUCAUUCUCUGGGUCUUGGUCAUUCCUCUGAUAUUGGUGCCUUGAUGUACCCCUCCUAUGGUUUCAGUGACCUCAAUAAUAUCCAGCUUUCUCAGGAUGACAUCGAUGGCAUUCAAUUCAUCUAUGGUCCCUCCAAUAAUCCUGACCAGCCAACAGGAUCAAGGACACCACAAGCCUGUGAUAAGAAGCUGACCUUUGAUGCUAUCACCACGGUCCGGGGAGAAAAAAUAUUUUUCAAAGACAGGUUCUAUCUCCGUAAGAGUCCCUAUGAACCUGAAGCAGAAGUGAAUUUAAUUUCUGUGUUCUGGCCAAGCCUCCCAAAUGGGAUUGAAGCUGCUCAUGAAGUUAGAGAAAAGGACAUAAUCAGGUUUUUCAAAGAUGACAAGUUUUGGGUUGCCACAGCGCAGAAUGUGUUUCCGGGUUAUCCCAGAGACAUCUAUAGAACUUUUGGUUUUCCUAGAACUGUGAAGAAAAUUGAUGCUACUGUUUCUGAGGAAUAUACUGGAAAAACCUACUUCUUUGUAGGGAAAAAUUACUGGAGAUAUGAUGAGCGGAAGAGAUCUAUGGAUGCAGGUUAUCCAAAACCAAUCAUAAAUGACUUUCCUGGAAUUGGGAGCAAAGUUGAUGCUGUUGUCAAUGACAAUGACUUCUUCUAUUUCUUCAGAGGAACAAGACAGUAUAAAUUUGACCUUCAAGCCAAGAGAGUUAUAGCUGUCAUGAAGACCAACAGCUGGUUUAACUGUGGAGCCUACUGA